AUGCCUGCUAAAAGUUUACGAUGGGAAACAUUGGAGGCCUUGAAAAACUAUUCAAAAGGAAGACUGAAAUACAACCCAGAUUGGCUCGAAAAGGGGGAGGUAAUGAACUUAACCGUUGGCUAACGUUCUAGCUACUGGUUCAAAGUUAUUGUAUAAGUUGUGUGCUUACUAAAACACAACGUUGGAAGAUGAUCAGGAUAGUUGGCUCAUGACUAGUCUGAUUAAUCUGGCUGUAAUACACAAUUAAUUGGUAUAUACAGUACCAGUCAAAGGUUUUUAUUUAUUUUUACUAUUUUCUACAUUGUAGAAUAAUGGUGAAGACAUCAAAACUAUGAAAUAACAUAUGGAAUCAUGUAGUAACCAAAUAAGUGUUAAACAAAUCGAAAUAGAGGAGCCACCCUUUGCCUUGAUGACAGCUUUGCACACUCUUGGCAUUCUCUCAACCAGCUUCAUGAGGAAUGUUUUUCCAACAGUCUUGAAGGAGAUCCCAGAUAUACUGAGCACUUGUUGGCUGCUUUUCCUUAACUCUGUGGUCGAACUCAUCCCAAACCAUCUCAAUUGGGUUGAGGUCGAGUGAUUGUGGUGGUCAGGUCAUCUGAUACAGCACUCCAACACUCUCCUUGGUCAAAUAGCCCUUACACAGCCUGGAGGUGUGUUUUGGGUCAUUGUCCUGUUUGAAAAACAAAUGAAAGUCCCACUAAGCGCAAACCAGAUGGGAUGGUGUAUCGCUGCAGAAUACUGUGGUAGCCAUGCUGGUUAAGUGUGCCUUGAAGUCUAAAUAAAUCACUGACAGUGUCACCAGCAAAGCACCAUCACACCACCUCCUCCAUGCUUCACGGUGGGAACCACACAUGCGGGGAUCAUUUGUUCACCUACUCUGCAUCUCACAAAGACAGGCCGGUUGGAACCAAAAAUCUCAAAUUUGGACUCAUCAGACCAAAGGACAGAUUUCCACCGGUCUAAUGUCCAUUACUCGUGUUUCUUGGCCCAAGCAAGUCUCUUCUUAUUAUUGGUGUCCUUUAGUAGUGGUUUCUUUGCAGCAAUUUGACCAGGAAGGCCUGAUUCACUCAGUCUCCUCUGAACAGUUGAUGUUGAGAUGUGUCUGUUACUUGAACUCUGUGAAGCAUUUAUUUGGGCUGCAAUCUGAGGUGCAGUUAACUCUAAUUAACUUAUCCUCUGCAGCAGAGGUAACUCUGGGUCUUCCGUUCCUGUGGCAGUCCUCAUGAUGGUUUUUGCGACUGCACUUGAAGAAACUUUCAAAGUUCUUGAAAUGUUCCGUAUUGACUGACCUUCAGGUCUUAAAGUAAUGAUGUACUGUCAUUUCUCUUUGCUUAUUUGAGCUGUUCUUGCCAUAAUAUGGACUUGGGUCUUUUACCACCUUGUCACAACACAACUGAUUGGCUCAAAUGGAUUAAGAAGGAAAGAAAUUCCACAAAUUAACUUUUAACAGGGCACAACUGUUAAUUGAAGUGCAUUCCAGGUGACUACCUCAUGAAGCUUGUUGAGAGAAUGCCAAGAGUGUGCAAAGCUGUCAAAGGCAAAUGGUGGCUACUUUGAAGAAUCUCAAAUAUUAAAUAUAUUUUGAUUUGUUUAACACGUUUUUGGUUACUACAUGAUUCCAUAUGUGUUAUUUCAUAGUUUUGAUGUGUACUAUUAUUUUACAAUGUAGAAAAUAGUAAAAAUAAAGAAAAACCCUGGAAUGAGUAGGUGUGUCCAAACUUUUGACUGGUACUGUACAUCCUGAGACAAAAUUGUGUGGGUAAUCGUGUAAAUGUUCCUUACAAGCCAGAAUUCUGGCAGAAUGUUGAUUCAAAUGACAUUUAAAUGUACUCUACUGGUUGUCUGUGAAGUUUGUACUUCAGCUACUCGAAAUUUGAGACAAAAUAUCCACAGUAAAGUAUUGUUUACCCAACUUUCUAGAGAGCCGGUAGGUAUAUGGUUCAGUUCAGCACAGAUGUAAAGUUAGUUUUACAUUGGCUAUUCAGUUCUCUCAUCAAUAGCUAUUGAACCAAGCAUCGUCUCACCAGAUGGCGUCACUUCAAUCGUACCUCAACCGAUCUGUCUUGUAGGAAGUGGAACUCAUAUUAAAUUUGAAUAUUGAGCAUCCGCCAUUCGCUCUCCAUUAAAUGGGCAGAAUAAAUAGCGAGCUAAAUUAUUACAAACGUUAUGACAGUGAUUUAACCGUUUGUAAUCGUGAGAAAAAAACUAACAAACCGGUGGCUAUCGCUUGCACAAAUUCUGUGCAAGGAUGUUGGUUGCCAGUGCAGUGACUUGAUCAGCUGUGUAGCUAACUGUUGUAGUUAGCUAGCUCUUCCUUCGCUGACAUAAAAAGCUUUCUUAGCCUGUUUUAAUUACCGUGAAGUUGUAGACAAGCUGCCCCGCAAUUAAGAACUGACUGUUAUCAGAAAUCAGUCCGUAGGUCAGCAUGUUUCUCCGUGAUCGUAUCAUGACUUGUGGCAGAAGAACGGCUGCUUCAUGAAAACUCAUAAUGUAAGCAUUAGCACUAGUAACUACUGCAGCUUGCUAGCUAGCUUUUGUUAGAAGAUUCAACAUUGUGUGUUAGCAGCAUCAUUUCAGUCAAAGAUGAUUUCAGUGACUGGCUCAGCUAACAUUAGCGUUAAUGUUGGACACAUUUAUGCUAGCUUUCGUGCCAUAGUCAAACUUCAGAAAUACUGCUCAUUGACCUGCAAUAAUCCUUAGCUAAGUGUCAAAUGGGGCGACUAAGACUUCCUCACCAAAAAAGCAUCAACAUUAUUGACAUUUAUUGUUUUAGCUUAGAUUAAUUCAGAUAGUUUUGAGGCAUAAAUGGGGUUCAGCAGAUGUCACCUAGGUAAUAUCUUUGAAUGUUAGACAGCACAUUGUAGCAGAACUACUUCAGAGCUAUUACAUUACUGCACAGACAACCGGGAGAAUAAGUUAAAAUGUAAUUUUAUUCAACAUUCUGGCUUAUAAGAAACAUUUACAUGAUUUUGCACACAAAUGUCUCAGGCUGUAUAUACCAAUUUAUUGUGUAUUACAGCCUGAUUAAUCAGACUAGCUCAUGACAUGUCUAAGAUUUUUGUUUGCUAGCCAACACUAGAUACAUAUUUGAAAUCAGCCUUUCAUUGGAUGAAAUGUGAUAUAGCUAGCUAGCUUAUUAUGAUCCUUUCUCAUGUCCCCUGCAGGAAAUUUUGUCAGGUUGUAAUGAAGCUCCCAGCUUGUCCCCGCUCUCUGGGCUCAUCCUGAAGAGGCUUAAUGUAAGCCCUCGACCCCUUCAAAAAACCUCUUUGGGCUCUGCUUCCCGUGACCCAAGCCCUGGCCUGUCCGAGGAGGCCCCAGUCUCCUCAACCAGCUCAUUCCCUUCAGCCAAUGAUCAGCCCACUCCCAGGUCGAAGAAGGAAGAGGAGCAGGUAAGUCUCUCGCUCCCAUAUUUUAACUCUCUUUGCACACUAUUUCUGUACAUUCUUAUUAACCUAUUAUAUCACAUUUCUCUUCCUAUCAAUCUGCAGCAGAUUGUUGGUGAUGAAGAAAGUGCCCCAGAUACCAGCGACGAUCUCAGCCCUGUCUCCAACCUCACCAUCUCCCUUCUGUCUCCCAGGGCAACUCAAAUGGCAGGACUUAUACACAUGUGUGAGAAGAAACAUUGUGCCAAGGCCAAGGUUGCAUAGGCUACUUGCUGUUUUUUUCUUAGUUAGCUUGUUCAUGAAUCAACAUAUCACUGUUACAUAUUGUCUCCAACACUGUUUAUUUGCUAUAUAUGUGGGAGCCAUCAUGGCAUUAUGUUAUGCUAGCAUUUCAUACCUAAUCUAGAGCCUUGAAUGUCCUGAUGCAGAUGGAGCUGAGUCUGAGGCAGGAGCUGCAGGAGAUGCUGGGGGUUUCAGUGGCGAGUCGUGAGUCAGAGCAGCUUAAACGCUUUGAGGAGUUGAUGGAGCUGAAGCAGAGGCAUGAGUACCAGAGUUUGAGGGACAUGAUGGACAGAGAGUAAGCACUGCUUGUUUUACCUCAAAAAAAUAAGUGUCCUUUUCACCCACCAAUAUGCUUCUGUCCCUGUGACAGGACUGAAAAUGUGUUACGUGUCAAGAAUCUUCAUUUGCUGCUUGUCUUUCUCUUGUUUAAAAUAACACAAGAAACCCUCGGGCGCCAAGAGAAGUUGAAAGAAGAGCACAAAAACAGAAUAAAGGUAUUGAAAGUUUAACCACUAGAAAUUCAGAAAGCAAAAUGCAAAACAAUCGUGUUCAGAUAAAAAAGAAAAACCUCCUCCACAGAUCCUGAACCUGCGCAUGCGGGAGGCAGAGAAAGGUGGAGGGCAGGGAGAGACUACGUGCUCCCAACGCCAUCCAGGAAGAGAUACUGCAACUCAAUCAGCUCCUGGAGCCGGCCGCACCCACCCACCCAGUCAGACCCCACCCCUGAUCUCACAUCCUAUAGCACCCGUGCCAACCAGCUAUGCUCCCAAGUGUCGGAGGUGGUGCGCACAACAGCUGAGGUCAGUGAGAUCCUAUUCUUCAUUCAUCUAUGGUUGCAUUGAAUGGCCUAAAUUACACUUUCAAUAGACAUUAUAGCACCACAUGUCAAAUGGUGGAACUCUUCCAUCAUGGCUUUUCAUCAGAGUAUGGGGGGAAAGUAAACACCUCCAUUGUUGCUAUCCUGUUUAUGUCCCUGCUCUGGUCAAUAUGUGUAAGUGGCUAUGUGUGCUUGUGUAGGGGGAGUUCUCCAGUGUGGAGGACUUGACGGUGGCAGAGCGGGCACUGCAUGAAAUGAGGUCACUGAUCCGGGUGAUGCAGGAGGCGGCUGCCCAGGCCCAGGAGAAGAGGAAGAAGGAGCAGGGGGAAGAGGAGCGCAGGAAGUUGGCAGAGCUGCAGGCCCAGCAAGAGGAGCAGAAGAAGAAUGCAGCUCUGUCAGCCAAAGAGAAAGCACAGAAGAAGGGUAAGGAGAGGGAGGAUAAAUGGAUGGAUAAAAGGAAAGUCAGGAAUGUUUUUGUUUGGAUACAUAUGGUAUGUACGAAUGAGUGGAAGGUUAGGAAUUGAACAAUCGGUUUAAAAGCACUGUUCUGCCUCCCGAGUGGCGCAGCGGUCUAAGGUACUGCAUCGUAGUGCUUGAGGCAUCACUACAGACCCGAGUUCGUUUCCAGGCUGUGUCACAGCAGGCCGUGACCGGGAGACCCAUGAGGCGGCGCACAAUUGGCCCAGCGUCGUCCGGGUUAGGGGAGGGUUUGGCCUGCCGGGAUGUCCUUGUCCCAUCGCGCUCUAGUGACUCCUUGUGGAGGGCCGGGCGUCUGUAAGCUGACUUCGGUCGCCAGUUGUACAGUGUUUCCUCCGACACAUUGGUGUGGCUGGCUUCCGGGUUAAGCAAGCAGUGUGUCAAGAGCAGUGUGUUUCGGAGGACGCAUGGCUCUCGACCUUCGCCUCUCCCGAGUCCAUACGGGAGUUGCAGUGAUGGGACAAGACUGUAACUACCAAUUGGAUAUCACAGAAUUGGGGAGAAAAAGGGGUAAAAGUAAAAAAAAAUAAAACCCGGUUUUUCCUGCAGACUAAAGCUGAGCAGAGUACUCUAAAGUGGUACCAAGAGCUGCAGGUCUCGGCUAACCAGUGUGCACAGUAUUUUGAAGGCCUGAACAACUCUAAGGAUAUCCAGGUUGGUUGAAACUGCAUGGAUGAGCAAUGCCGUUAUAGGAACAUGCAGUACCCACUUUAUGAUACUACACCUUCACAAUAAAAAUGAAUGGCAACAUUCCUAUUACCUUGUUUUUUUUAUGUUUCAGACAAAGGAGGUAAGAAUGGAGCUCCAGAAGGCAGCCGCCAUCCCUGUCAGCCAGAUCUCAAGUAUCUCAGGUGCGUCUGUGGGUUAUGGAGAGGGAUCAGAGGCUAAUAAUGACACUAAUCUAUGGUACAGUGUAAGAAGGUAAACAUUGCUAUAACAAAUGUGAGAAUGAAAUUGUUUGCGGCAUGUUUGUCAAAUACCCAGGUUGCAAGCUCAGUGACAUUUUUGACAAGAUUGACAAGCUGUUGUCUGGGCGAUUGGUGGUGUCCGGAGGGAAGUCAGUCUCCACCUCCCAGCAUCCCAACGGCAUGGACUUUGUCAGCUACAAACUGGCAGAGAAGUUUGUGGUGAGUUCACAUGACCUUGAAUUUGAACUGGUGGAGACACAGGACUAUUGGUCUGUAUUGUCUCUUUACAAUCCAAUACGUCUUCCAUACAGUGCCUAAUGUUAUGUUCUAUAAUUCCUUUGUCAUACGAAUAAAAGAGAUUGUAGUGUCUUGUUUUCAUAGGUCUCUUAAAUGCUUCCUUGUCAAUGUGUGUCUCCAGAAACAGGGAGAGGAGGAGGUGUCGUCCCACCACGAGGCAGCCUUCCCCAUCGCUGUGGUGGCCUCUGGGGUGUGGGAGCUCUCAUCCUCGCCCACCUUCACAAGAAGUGCCCCACUACCCACCUAUGAAGGAUGGCACAGUCAGUGAGGCAUCACUGUUUUGCAAUGCAUCUGGAACUAACUAAUGAAACAAAAAUUGAAGUAAUUCCAUGACUUUGGUUUGAAAACACCUAUGCUGCAUUUCAAGUGUGUUGCUUCCACGAUCUUAACAAGAGGUUAGUUUCUCUGUCUGAAGUGUUGUUCUGUGUCCCAUCAGAAUCUUAGGCUACCGUGUGGAAGACGGAGGGGUGGAGGUUCAGGACAGCUUUUUGAAGAGGUGGUCAGGAAUGAUCCGCCUCUAUGCUGCUAUCAUACAGCUCAGAUGGCCUUAUGUCUCCAAGCAGGGGGUAUGAGCAAUCUUACAGUAUUUACCUAACGGAUGCUAAUAUCACCCCGUUUUGUAUAAUGUUAUUAGGCUGACCAUAUUAUCAUCAUUAUUCCUCUUUGUGUCCACCCCUCCAGCCUGACCCACAUGGGAUGAACCACAGCUGGCGCUGGCUGGCUCAGAUGCUGAACAUGGCACCCCUGGCAGACGUCACGGCAACACUCCUUUUUGACUUCCUAGAGGUGAUUAAGUCAAGUCUGACACCUCUCCAAAGACUGUCUCUGGAUUAGACAUUUUAAUGUAGGUCACUGAUGUUCUGUCUUCCCUUAAGUCUGUGGCAACGCCCUGAUGAAGCAGUAUCAGGUUCAGUUUUGGAAGCUCAUUCUGUUAAUCAAAGAGGAGUUCUUGCCAAGGUACAAUCACCACUCUCAGCAGUUCAGUUUUACAUUGAAACAAAAUAUAAUCUGGUGUAGCAUUGUGGUACAGUUUACCUUAGACACUCUUUCAAUACUCAGAUCUCAUGUUUUCAUUUCUUCUCUCUCAGGAUUGAAGCUUUCACCAGCCAAGGCCAGACGGGCUCAGUCACAAGGUUGAAGUAGUUCCUGGAUGUGAGUGAGCUGCAAGGCUUGUGAAACUGACCAAGCAGACAAGGCCUAGGUUUGGGGUUUGAGAAGUCAAUGAGGGAAGUGACAAAUUCUUCCUUAGUUAAUAUUCUCGAAAUCUAAAGGCAACCUAGAUUCGAGUCAAUGUCUUAAGUAGUUGAACAUGUUAUUAAUCCAACCUGGUGAAAGUGACAAACUGACAAAAACAACUUUAUAUCGAAGGAGUGCCUUUGAUUUGAUGGCCUGGACAUGCGCAGUUCGGCGCGACCGUUAGACCCGAUUCCAUGUUUCUGCGUAUGAGCUAAGAUCACCAUGACAUCGCCUACAAGCGUGAUCAGGGAAUUCUAUUGGAGAAGCACUUUCUGACUAUCUUCAUACUGUACUGUCUUUGGUAUUGUGCACCAUUUGUGAACUGACACUGCACUCUUUAAAACCUACUGAACUCUGUUACAAUUGGUCAAAGUGAUCGUGUUUUAUUUUUAUCUUCCUAUCAGAGUUCAUUAAGAAGCAAGCAUAUCCCUCCCCCCAAAGGCCAGCUGAGCUCCCACUUCUGGAGAUCCUAA
This is a messenger RNA of Coregonus sp. 'balchen', 7873 nucleotides long. Lineage: Eukaryota; Metazoa; Chordata; Actinopteri; Salmoniformes; Salmonidae. The record is from the annotation of a GenBank genome assembly.